AUGUCUGCCAAAGCCGAGAAAAAGCCAGCCUCCAAGGCCCCAGCUGAGAAGAAGCCAGCUGCUAAGAAGACCGCUUCCUCCGUCGACGCCAGCAAGAAGAGAACCAAGGUCAGAAAGGAGACUUACUCCUCUUACAUCUACAAGGUGCUGAAACAAACUCACCCAGACACCGGUAUCUCACAAAAGUCUAUGUCGAUUCUGAACUCGUUCGUCAACGACAUUUUCGAGAGAAUCGCCUCUGAGGCCUCCAAGCUAGCGGCUUACAACAAGAAGUCUACCAUCUCCGCCAGAGAGAUCCAGACCGCUGUCAGACUGAUCCUGCCUGGUGAAUUGGCCAAGCACGCUGUGUCCGAAGGUACCAGAGCCGUGACCAAGUACUCGUCCUCCACCCAGGCUUAA
Molecule: messenger RNA, 399 nt
Organism: Lachancea thermotolerans CBS 6340
Lineage: Eukaryota; Fungi; Ascomycota; Saccharomycetes; Saccharomycetales; Saccharomycetaceae
Gene: HTB1
Product: histone H2B
Exons: 1
Coding region: 1-399 (132 amino acids)
Biological process (GO): nucleosome assembly
Cellular component (GO): nucleosome
Molecular function (GO): DNA binding; protein heterodimerization activity; structural constituent of chromatin
Source: RefSeq, a predicted model, not a curated record